Cannabis sativa is the source of this 1333-nucleotide messenger RNA. RefSeq names its product GPN-loop GTPase QQT1. Gene Ontology annotation, molecular function: GTPase activity. The record is from RefSeq and is a predicted model, not a curated record. The transcript has 11 exons. NCBI's taxonomy places the organism in Eukaryota, Viridiplantae, Streptophyta, Magnoliopsida, Rosales, Cannabaceae. Bases 169 to 1074 code for a protein of 301 amino acids. Gene Ontology annotation, cellular component: cytoplasm.
AGCCCAGUUACUUAGUCACAUUGUUCUUUGCUCUCCCUUACUCAAUCUCUCUGUAAACCCUAGAAAUAUAAUCAACCUCGUUCUGAUCGGAGAUCGGAGGAGAGUAGGAAUUCCGUUUCAAUCAUUGGCUGGUUAACACAAUUACUUCAGCUAAUUGAGGAAUUCAAAAUGGUGUUCGGGCAAGUUGUGAUCGGUCCACCUGGCUCGGGAAAAACCACCUACUGCAAUGGCAUGUCUCAGUUCUUGCAACUCAUCGGAAGGAAGGUUGCUAUUAUCAAUCUUGAUCCUGCUAAUGAUUCGCUGCCAUAUGAAUGUGCCAUUAACAUUGAAGAUCUUAUAAAACUGAGUGAUGUGAUGACAGAGCAUUCCCUUGGUCCUAAUGGAGGACUGGUGUAUUGUAUGGAUUAUCUAGAAAAGAAUAUCGAUUGGUUAGAAGCAAAAUUGGUACCUCUAUUGAAAGAUCACUAUCUUCUUUUUGAUUUCCCUGGCCAAGUAGAGUUAUUUUUUCUCCAUGCCAAUGCCAAGAAUGUUAUCACGAAACUCAUAAAAAGCUUAAACCUUCGGUUGACUGCUAUGCAUUUAGUUGAUGCCCAUCUCUGCAGCGAUCCCGGGAAAUAUGUUAGCGCGUUGCUUCUUUCUUUAUCGACGAUGCUCCAUAUGGAAUUGCCACACAUUAAUGUUCUGUCAAAGAUUGAUUUAAUAGAGAAUUAUGGAAAGCUAGCCUUUAACUUGGAUUUCUAUACUGAUGUUCUAGAUUUAUCGUACUUGCAACACCAUCUCGAUCAAGAUCCACGUUCGGCUAAGUAUAGAAAGCUUACCAAGGAGCUCUGCGAAGUGAUAGACAACUACAGUAUCGUCAACUUUACAACCCUCGAUAUCCAGGAUAAAGAAAGCGUAGGGAAUCUAGUGAAGCUCAUAGACAAAAGCAAUGGAUACAUUUUCGCCGGAAUAGAAGCAAGUGCAGUUGAAUUUAGCAAGAUUGCUAUCGGUCCCACUGAUUGGGAUUAUUACAGAGUUGCAGCAGUGCAAGAAAAGUAUAUGAAGGAUGAUGAAGAUUUUGAUCGAAACAAUUGAUAUCGGGUAAAUUUUAAAAGCUCCAUUUUGUGUAAGAAAGAUUGUGCUUAUUGAUUUGAUACAAUUUUGGUUACAUGUGAAUGUGAUUAGAGGUGUAUUGAGGAAAUGAAGUGAAGAAUUAUGAGUCUAACUAAUUAUAGAGUUUGUAGCCUUUGAUUGGAUCAAUUUACUAGUUAAAAUAGUUAUUAUGAGUUUUGUAAAGGAAAAAAUUUUAAACUUUUAUUUUUAGAAUAUUGUGAUAUUUUUCUUUUGCUUGAAA